Cuscuta campestris is the source of this 1380-nucleotide messenger RNA. Lineage: Eukaryota; Viridiplantae; Streptophyta; Magnoliopsida; Solanales; Convolvulaceae. The record is from the annotation of a GenBank genome assembly.
CGGCCCUCGUUUUGGUCCUUGAGUGAUACUUUUCCAAAAAAAUAUAGUCUACGGAUUAGCUUUGCUGGGAAGGUUUUUCACAGAGAUUUCUUAAACAAAGUUAUACUGGUGGUAUGCUUUGAAAAUGUCUAUUGUUCUUAAUCUGGCUAUUCUGAGGCUAGGCUUUGCUGUGGAAGAUUUGUCCAUGAGUGGAUUUAUGUGUUUUAAGAUCUGCAUGAAGUCAAGAUCGUGACAGGGAUGACCAUCACCCUAGAACACCAUCGGCAAUGUGAAGGUCACCAAUUAAAACAUCCAAAAGUGCACCCUCAACUUAGUUCUACUCUGUGACAUAAAAAAGAAACCAAGAAGACCUACACCAAGCGAAAAAAGGUCAAUCUCGCUGUGUUUCUUUGCCACAGGGUCGAUGAAUCUGGAAGGAAUGCCCCAACGCCAGGUGGCAUGCUAGAACCUCAUGGCCAACCACUUCGAUUGGUGAUACUGUGUCAAGUGUGUCUUAGCUAUGUCUACGACACAGAUUAUUAAUUCAAGCAGUUAUCUCUUCAUAAAAACUUUAAUUUUGUUAGGAUUACCACUAUUCGAUUCUUCAAUAAAACAUUUUUCUAUAUUAGUUCAGAAUUGAUAUGUUAUUUACUAUUUUUCUACAUUAUUUCCUUAUAUUUUCGUAUAAGCAAGAAAAUGUGGGAGAACUUAUUGCUAUUGGUAUCUAAACAGGUCAUUUGCUUCAAGGAAACUUGUAAACUUUACUUUAUACCUUCAUAUGGUUCAGCGACGUGGCUUUUUAUAUGCUCUGUUGUGGACAGUGCUGGGUUCUCCCUAGCACAAAUUAUGCUGCCAAGGAUAUCAAUUUUGGAAAUGGGACUCGAAUGGCUAUGUUACAAGGUGUUAAUGAGCUUGCAGAAGCUGUGAAGGUUAAUUUUACUCUUAAUCCCCAUCGUUCCAUUUUUUUCCUUUCAUUUUUUAAAAAUAGCUUUCUCACUUUUUAGCUAUUUGAAACCCUGUGUACGGAUGCACCAUAUCCAGAUAGAGUGAGAAAUAUGGAGUGUCAUAUAUUUUCUGUUCUUAACCGAUGGCCGUCAUGUGAUCAUUGAGAGAAGUGAGGAAAACCUAAGAACUUGUGAAGCAGGUUCCCAUUGCCACUAAUUCUGCUGCUGAAGAUGGUGGUGACCAACUCUACAUAAUACUCUCUUGAAUGUGAUGGGACUUGCACAGUGGGAUUAUUAAGAUUGUAAAGUGGUGGCUCCUUCUCUUAUGAUUAACACUAAAACAAAUAGGGAUACAACAUUGUUGAAGGGUAACACACAAAAAUGAAUUGUCCCACUUGCAAGCUCAUUUGGAGUGGACAAAAACCCUACAAAGAGGCAAUAAACACAUCAAAAAUAG